CUUGCCCUAUAGUAAGGGCCGCUCGUGUUCCUUGGGGGCUACCUGGCUCCUGUGUGCACCACGUUGGUGACCCUGAAAUAAGAUUUUUGACUUCAUCUUGAGCACGACGUGGUUUAGUGUGAACCAAGUGUCCCUCUUGGUGCUUGUGAUGUUUCCUAUGAUGCGCUCAAGUGUCCUCCCAAAUUUGUUCCUUGUUCCGCAUGGCCUCCUUGGUCCUUCAAGUGUCCCUCAUGCCUGCGGCCUUGUGAUGUCGAUUCUUCUGCUUUCCUAAUUCACUGUGAUGCGUUUAAGUGUCCUCUCCUCCUUGGCCCCUCGGUCCUUGUGAUGCAUUUAGUUGUCCUGCCCUCUUUGGUCCAUGUGAUGCAUUCAAGUGUUUAGAGGGGCGGAUAACUUUAGACUUUCUCCAUAUCGUUUUUAGCCAAUAAUGUCGAGGGAAGUGUUCGAAUUUCUGCUGGCAGACAUUUAAAGGGGAGACAGUGCGGCGCUGGAGCAAUUUCUAUUAAACCCCGUGCCCCCCACCCCCCUGCCUCAAGUCUAUGGAGGACUUACUCUCCCACCUUGCCACGGUCCCCACAGUGUACAGUCGACAUUGAUAGUGGGUGCCUGCCCACGGAAAGUGUUGCUGAGGACUGACAGGAUCCAGACAUCAUCGCAUUGAAGAUUGCAGGAUGGCCAAGUCGACGCACAUCAUCUGCAGCGUGCUGUUCCUCCUCGGCAUGCUGUCCUCUCCGGCAGAGUCCAAAAGAAACCGAGGCUCCCAAGGCGCCAUUCCUCCUCCCGACAAAAACAGCCCGAACGAGUCGGAGCGGCACCCUCGUCCUCCCCCGCAGCCAGGCUCCGGGUCCCGCCAACGGCACGGCUCGUCCUCCCCGGCCGAUGAGGUUCUGGAGUCCAGCCAGGAGGCUUUACACGUGACCGAGCGGCAGUAUUUGAAACGGGACUGGUGCAAGACCCAGCCCCUCAAGCAGACCAUCCACGAGGAAGGCUGCGUCAGCCGCACCAUCAUCAACCGCUUCUGCUACGGACAGUGCAACUCCUUCUACAUCCCCAGACACAUCCGCAGGGAGGAGGGCGCCUUCCAAUCGUGCUCUUUCUGCAAACCCAAACGCUUCACCACCAUGACUUUUACUUUGAAUUGUCCGGACCUUCAGCCACCAACCAAGAAGAAACGCAUCCAGCGCGUUAAACAGUGCCGCUGUAUCUCCAUUGACCUGGACUAGUAGCCUACGAUCAUCACGAUAAUUCACGACUGUUGCUUAAUGAGGUGCAGUAUCGGCCCAAAAUAACAGUUACCUCUCCCCACUCACCCCCAAACUCUCAUGUAACCAUGAGUGCGAGGUGUGAGUGUGAGGGUUCAUUUUGGGUGAGUGUGAGCGCUUAUUAAAUGAAUGAGUUUUUUUUUUUUUUCAGAAGUAUAAGAGGCUUUUUUGAUGAGUGAGAUUUUUUUUCCAUGUGAGAGGUGUUUAUGAUGAGUAAAAUUCUUGGAUGUUUGUGUGAGAGCUUAUGUGUGAGGGUUUUUUGGCCACUUGCAAGAGAGUUUUUUUAUUUUUUUUAUUUUUGUGUUAGUAGUUUGAGUUUGUUUUUGUGAGAGUAAGAGAUUUUUUGGUGAAUUUGAAUUUUUGUGUGAGUUUUAGAGUGUUUGGGUUGAAUGUGUUUUUGGACAAGUGUGACAAGUUGUUGGGGUAGGUGAAUUUUUGGGGGUGAGUGCAAGAGGUUUUAAAUUUUUUGGAUAGCAUGAUUCUUCUGUUGAGUGUAAAAAGUCUUAAUGUGUGUGCUUUUUUUGAAUGAGAGGUAAAGUCUAUUUUUAGCCCUUAAGGCAGUUGAGAGGGAAGAGGGGAAGGUAUAAGAAGUCAUGCUUUUAUCUCCUGUUUGGAUAAAGUUACAUCCAAUCUUCCCCAUGCUUUCGCACAACACUACUGGACAUAUAAUGUUAAGUGGAAAGGAUAUUUUUACUUUCAAAGUUUAAGACGUCUGGAAUGCAGGCACUUCGUUGCACGGUAUGCGCACGUUUUAUGCACGCCUUCCUCACCUUGGCUUAUUUAAGAAAUCACUAGGACAUUAAAUCCAUUUUUAAUUUUUCCACUGUGUGGAAUUGGGAGAAUGAACAGCAACAUUUGUAAAUGGAAAAUGUGAUUUUGUUUUUGUGUGUGUUUUUUUUAGCUUUGAUAUUUUAAGACUCAUUUUAAGUUAACCUUAAUGUGAAAAUGUUGAGUUUUGCUUCCCUAAUAAGACGUAUCAAUGUACAGUGUAACCCAUGAAGAUAAAAUAAUGUGGAUGUUACAUGUAAAGGAUGUUUUGUGUACUCAAUAUCCAUAAAAAAUGGAAAAUAAAUGGAUUCUGGAA
Molecule: messenger RNA, 2343 nt
Organism: Syngnathus typhle (broad-nosed pipefish)
Lineage: Eukaryota; Metazoa; Chordata; Actinopteri; Syngnathiformes; Syngnathidae
Product: gremlin-1-like
Exons: 2
Coding region: 669-1220 (183 amino acids)
Biological process (GO): animal organ morphogenesis
Molecular function (GO): receptor ligand activity; BMP binding
Source: RefSeq, a predicted model, not a curated record